AUGGACCGUAUCUGGGAAGGGCGCUUGUUAUCAGACUACUUUUAUAAAAAGGUGCACACGUUUGUAUCUUGGACCUACAUCUAUAUUAUGAAGCUUUUCACGAUCCUCGGUACUGCUCUCGCUGGUAUUGUUGCUGCGCAAAACGUGACCAAGCCGAACAUUGGCACGAAAGAGAACAUCACGCACAUCACCCCUGAUGGAUUCUACAUCCCUGGCCCUGCCAACCUGUACUCGCAAAUCGUCACGUACCCUGCGAAUGCCCAGCGCUACGAGCUGGCGGGAAUUUCGCCGUACUGGACAAAUGGCACUAUGCCCGAGAAGAUUGAGGACCAGGCUGUCGUUGUGAUGCAGAACAUCAACCAGACCCUCACGUACGCCAACUUGACCGCUGCAAACGUGGUCCGCAUCCGUAUUUACACACCGCUCAUGGACAAGUUCAUCAUGAGUGAUGCGCUUAACACCGUAUACAGCUUCUUCGGUGACCUGCGCCCAACGUCGACGCUGAUCGGCGUGCAGCGUCUCGCACGCGAAAACAUGUACUUGGAGAUCGACAUGUCGGCUGUGAAGGUCAACUAA
Malassezia pachydermatis is the source of this 576-nucleotide messenger RNA. RefSeq lists its product as hypothetical. Bases 1 to 576 code for a protein of 191 amino acids. The record is from RefSeq and is a predicted model, not a curated record. The transcript has a single exon. Lineage: Eukaryota; Fungi; Basidiomycota; Malasseziomycetes; Malasseziales; Malasseziaceae.